UUUUGACGGUGAGCCCAGCUCCACCUGUCGUCGUCGUCUGAAACCCCUAAUUCAAAGCAACAAAGGGGAGAAAUGAAAAAAAAAACAACAACAUUCGUCUGUUUUGCACCUGCAGAGGUUGAUUCGUUGUUGAUCAACGAAAAAAUAAUUUAUCUUGUGGUGAGAGUAAUUGUCAGAGGGUGUCAUGGGUCGCAGGAAGAGUAAGAGAAAGCCACCGGCGAAGAAGAAGGCCAUUCAACCCUUGGACACGCAGUUCAAUUGUCCAUUUUGCAAUCACGAAAAGUCUUGUGAGGUUAAGAUGGACAAAGGGAAGAGUACUGCGAGAAUAACUUGCAGAGUCUGUCUAGAGGACUUUCAAACCACGAUCAAUCUACUGUCAGAGCCUCUGGACGUCUACAAUGACUGGAUUGAUGCCUGUGAAACUGCUAACUAGCGGUGUAACUCUCGCUCAUCUCUUACGUUUGAAGAAACAAUUCAACUUGAGAUAAGAAUUUCAAUUUUUUUUUUUCAUAUUCAAACAGUUUUGAUAAUGAAUUUGUAAAACGUAAUUCGAAUAUGUCUUUGGGAUCAUUUAAACUCCAUUCGUUAAUCUCCAAAACGUAAAAUACCACUGGAUACGGUAAAGAGGGAGGAGAGAGGAUUUUAUUAUGUUGGAUAGUUUGCUUUAGUUUUUAUUCGAAUGUUAAACUUUAGUUUAUUCUCUUAGACUUGUGACAAUAGAAAGGAUGCCAAAAACUGACGCUGUUAGCUGCAUAGCUUUUACUACGUGUAAGGUAGACUUAACAGAGAAAAUCCUGGCGAUUUAGUUAUGUAGAAGUGGUGAAACGUAGAAUAUUGAUGAUUGCAGAAUUAUUUAAAUCUGAAAACUAGGAAUUUUUAGAAUGAGGUUAAAAAUCGCUACGUUUUGCCAGUUCGAUAUUGAUUUAUUCCUUUUUAUUACUUUGUUUUCUUUAUGAAAAUAAAUUAUUUUGCGUUAUGAGUUAUAUCUUGAUAAUUCUAUUAGAUUAGUAAGCACUGAGGAGAACACAAAUAUGUGAAAGACUUCAUUUGAUAAUGAAAGAUUAAUAAAGUAUUAUCAAUAAUUGGA
Messenger RNA from Diachasma alloeum, 1087 nucleotides. Its product is annotated as transcription elongation factor 1 homolog. The record is from RefSeq and is a predicted model, not a curated record. Gene Ontology annotation, molecular function: RNA polymerase II complex binding. Bases 185 to 433 code for a protein of 82 amino acids. Gene Ontology annotation, cellular component: transcription elongation factor complex. Gene Ontology annotation, biological process: transcription elongation by RNA polymerase II. NCBI's taxonomy places the organism in Eukaryota, Metazoa, Arthropoda, Insecta, Hymenoptera, Braconidae. The transcript is spliced from 2 exons.